UUGCUAGGGAAACAAACUGUUUGAUCCAUAUCUAUUAAAUAUUGACUUCUUGUACUAUGAAACGUUCAGAAUGUAACAUUAGUAAAGAAACGUCCUUUUUUGGUACAAUUUGUUUUGCGUGAAUGAAAUUGUGUAAUACAUUUCACAAUAAUCAGUCACUUAAAUAUUUAAAAUUUUCAUAAGAAUAAAAGCAUCGGAAUGGUAAAUGAAACGGAAUUUUGGACUGAAAUUCGAAAAGAUAUACCACGAUACAAGAAAAGGAAACCCCGAGUUGUUCCUGCAUUUACUAUUCAAGCUUUACAGGAGAACACUAUAGUUGAAAAACCUCCUCGAUGUAAAUUAUAUAAACCUCAACCACCGAAACCAUCAACUUUUCGAAAAUUUUACGAAUGGGGUGUGUUUCCACUUUCAUUGGAAAAAGAUAUUCAUGGUACGAAACUUAAUUGGAAAGUCAAUAUCGAAGAUUUAGAUUUUCAUCAUUAUUUGCCGCUGCUUUUUGACGGUUUAACAGAAACUGAGCAACCGUAUAAAUUUAUAGUGGAACAAGGAAUAUCUGACAUGUUAGAACAUGGUGGUCCUAAAAUUUUACCUGUUGUACCUCAAUUAAUAAUUCCUAUUAAAAAGGCUUUGAACACAAAAAUGCCGGAAAUUAUUUGCACAACACUAAGAGCAAUUCAAAAACUUGUACAAUCAGCAGAUUGUGUGGGAGAAGCUUUAGUGCCGUACUUUAGACAAAUUUUACCAGUUCUUAAUUUAUUAAAAGACAGAAACGUAAAUCUUGGAGAAGGCAUUGACUACUCACAGCAAAGAGGAGAAAAUGUUGCAGAUUUGAUACAAGAAACUCUUGAAAUGCUUGAAACAUAUGGCGGUGAAGAUGCUUUUAUAAACAUUAAAUAUAUGGUUCCUACAUAUGAAUCAUGUAUGAUGAAUUGAACUGUAUUUAUUAUCCACUUAUU
This is a messenger RNA of Megachile rotundata (alfalfa leafcutting bee), 956 nucleotides long. Its product is annotated as parkin coregulated gene protein homolog. NCBI's taxonomy places the organism in Eukaryota, Metazoa, Arthropoda, Insecta, Hymenoptera, Megachilidae. Gene Ontology annotation, molecular function: Hsp90 protein binding; Hsp70 protein binding. The record is from RefSeq and is a predicted model, not a curated record.